AGUGAUUUGACAACAUAAACCAGAUUCUUCUCGUCUUCCCCCCUUUCAAGAGAGAGAGAGAGACGACGAUAAUACACAUACCACAAACAUUGCAUUGACCCCCUUCCCUUUGAUAUUUCAAUCUACAAUUGUUGUUCUUCAUUUUUCUAUUCAUAGCUUAUACUGAAUUCUGUUGGAAAACAUUCUUCAAUCGGCAAAGCUUCUUGAUUGGAGAAACUUGAAUCAAAACGACGAUGAAGACUCCCUUCAUAAAAGUGCGUGGACUGGGGCUACACAGGGACAAUAAACGUGACCGCCAAGCUAUUCAACGAUCUCUAGCUCAAUUAGAUGAGCUCUCUCAGGCUUCUCAGGAUAUGCAAGACAUGAGAGAUUGCUAUGACAGUUUACUAUCGGCUGCAGCAGGCACCACGAACAAUGCAUACGAAUUCUCGGAAUCAUUACAGGAAAUGGGUGAUUGUCUUCUUGCAAAAACCGCACUAAGUGAUGACGAAGACAGUGGCAGAGUCUUGCUAAUGCUGGGAAAGGUGCAGUUUGAUAUCCAGAAGCUGAUCGACAAUUAUCGAUCACAUAUUUCUCAGACAAUUACAGUUCCUUCAGAAUCUCUUCUCAAUGAAUUGCGUGUAGUUGAGGAAAUGAAAAAGCAAUGUGAUGAGAAAAGGAUGACAUAUGAAGUAAUGAAAAAACAAUAUGAAAAGGGAAGGUCGAAAAGCAGUAAAGGAGAGUAUGUUUCUUCUCGCCAGCUGCAAUCAGCUCGGGAUGAAUUUGAUGAGGAGGCUACCUUGUUUAUACUUCGGAUGAAGUCUUUGAAAAGGGGGCAAUCUCGGAGUCUUCUAACACAGGCUGCUCGACACCAUGCUGCUCAGAUGUGUUUUUUCAGGAAGGCCCUCAAGUCUUUGGAAGCAAUUGAGCCACAUGUUAAAUCGACCACUGAACAGCAGCAUAUUGAUUACCAUUUCAGUGGGCUUGAAGAUGAUGAUAGGGAUUCUGUUUUUCUUACUGAUGAUGAAAAUGACGAAGACGAAAGUGAUGAUUACUAUGAUGGAGUUGAAGAUGGCAGGAAUGUUCAGAAGAAUGAAGUUUCUAGCUCAGGAAACUCAAUGGAGUUGGAUAAUGAAGACCUUACAUUUCCGAAAAUUGGUUCUGUGAACUCAACACAGACAAAUACGUACAGAAGAACUUUCUUGAACACAGGAAGCAAAUCCGCUCCACUUUCUGCAGAGACUACUUUUGAUCCAAAUGAAAGGUAUCGGCCACGAAAGCUGAACACGUAUGUUCUCCCAACCCCACUUGAGAAGAGUUCAGCUCCUUCAAGAACUGAAACCCAACAUCCUCAACAGAUACCACCAACUAAUACUAAUAUGUGGCAUUCAUUGCCAUUAGAACAGAAAAAUUACGAAAAUAUUUUCAAAAAGGAAAACAAUUCACGACCAAUUGUCUCAAACGAUAGUAAACCAACUCCAGUAGCAGAAGCACCCUCCUCGGUGCAACUUGAUUCAGGUCCUGCUUCUACUUCCAAGAAAAUCAAAAGAGAUGUUUUUUCUGGACCGUUGAUGGGUAAAAUCAAACGAGAUGCUUUCUCUGGUCCAUUGAUCGGUGGGUUUCAGUCAAAGCCCCUGUUGUCUACUAGUGGUUCUAUUGGAUCAACAACAAACCAUCUGCCUUCUUCUGCUCCUCCCUUCCGCACUACAUUGACUCAGCCAUCGGAAGUUCAUGUUAGUUCUGUACCGUUACCUAUGAUCAGAGAACUCCACGAACUCCCAAGACCUCCUCCUGCAAAUAUAGCCUCUAAUAAAACUUCAAAAGUUGGCUUCUCGGCCCCCUUGGUGGCAUACAAAGGCGAUAUUGAUGAUUCAGCAGCAGCAUAUACGCUUCCAUUACCGUCCUCAAAAAGUCAAAGAGAAACUUGGAAGUUAAGGGGAGAUGAGUCACCUCCUCUAUCACCAAUCACCUUUAGAAACUUCUAGUUCUAGUUGCAGUCCACCUUGUUGGAUUAUAGGUAUAUAACUACACUUUUAUUUAUAUCUUCCACAUGUAUAUGUUUUAUAUAUGACAUAUGGUAGAAUCCAUUACAGGAUUACUUAAAAUUUUAACUAGCUUUAUAGCAUUUCAUGGAAUAGCACUCUCUUGGUUUUGUGGGC
This is a messenger RNA of Cynara cardunculus var. scolymus (artichoke), 2138 nucleotides long. RefSeq lists its product as uncharacterized. Bases 234 to 1964 code for a protein of 576 amino acids. Lineage: Eukaryota; Viridiplantae; Streptophyta; Magnoliopsida; Asterales; Asteraceae. The transcript is spliced from 10 exons. The record is from RefSeq and is a predicted model, not a curated record.